UCUGCAGUGCUGCCUCCUGUGCUGGUUCCCAGACACACAGAGAUCCCCAGUGAGUUUCCUCCUCUGGAUGACUACAGCCACUCCAUCCCAGAGAACACCAACUUCCCCGCCGGCAUCGAGCCACAGAGCAACUACAUACCAGAGACUCCUCCACCUGGCUAUCUCAGUGAAGAUGGGGAGACCAGUGAUCACCUGAUGAACCACAGCAUGGACACCAGUUCACCCAACCUGUCACCAAACCCAGUGUCUCCAACACACAGCAAUUUAGACCUACAGCCUGUGAUGUACUGUGAACCAGCCUUCUGGUGUUCUAUCUCCUACUACGAGCUGAACCAGCGGGUGGGCGAGACCUUCCACGCCUCCCAGCCGUCCCUCACCGUGGACGGCUUCACCGACCCCUCCAACUCAGAGCGCUUCUGCCUGGGCCUCCUCUCCAACGUCAACCGUAACGCCGCUGUGGAGCUGACACGCAGACACAUCGGCAGAGGGGUACGUUUGUACUAUAUUGGAGGAGAGGUGUUUGCAGAGUGCCUCAGCGACAGUGCCAUCUUCGUCCAAAGUCCCAACUGUAACCAGCGUUACGGCUGGCACCCCGCCACGGUCUGCAAGAUCCCCCCAGGCUGCAACCUGAAGAUCUUUAACAACCAGGAGUUUGCUGCCCUGCUGGCCCAGUCGGUGAACCAGGGCUUUGAGGCGGUCUACCAGCUCACCAGGAUGUGCACCAUCCGCAUGAGCUUCGUCAAGGGCUGGGGAGCAGAGUACAGGCGACAGACCGUGACCAGCACCCCUUGUUGGAUCGAGCUGCACCUCAACGGCCCCCUGCAGUGGCUGGACAAGGUGCUCAUGCAAAUGGGUUCCCCCAGCAUCCGCUGCUCUAGCGUGUCGUAGGAAUACUCUCCCCACCGUCUCUGUCACAGCACCAGUGAAUUAAACAGACUAGAGACCAUAGACACAUCAACUAAAGGAUCAGAAAGGGUUCGGCAGGCAUUGAGAGAAGGCUUGGUGUCUUUGGAAGAAGAGCCUGUAGGCUGAGAAAGCCCAACCCUCGUCUGAGACAUACUCUCCCCAACCCUCGUCUGAGACAUACUCUCCCCAACCCUCGUCUGAGACAUACUCUCCCCAACCCUCGUCUGAGACAUACUCUCCCCAACCCUCGUCUGAGACAUACUCUCCCCAACCCUCGUCUGAGACAUACUCUCCCCAACCCUCGUCUGAGACAUACUCUCCCCAACCCUCGUCUGAGACAUACUCUCCCCAACCCUCGUCUGAGACAUACUCUCCCCAACCCUCGUCUGAGACAUACUCUCCCCAACCCUCGUCUGAGACAUACUCUCCCCAACCCUCGUCUGAGACAUACUCUCCCCAACCCUCGUCUGUGACAUACUCUCCCCAACCCUCGUCUGUGACAUACUCUCCCCAACCCUCGUCUGAGAC
Molecule: messenger RNA, 1434 nt
Organism: Oncorhynchus keta (chum salmon)
Lineage: Eukaryota; Metazoa; Chordata; Actinopteri; Salmoniformes; Salmonidae
Product: mothers against decapentaplegic homolog 3
Exons: 6
Biological process (GO): cell differentiation; anatomical structure morphogenesis; transforming growth factor beta receptor signaling pathway
Cellular component (GO): heteromeric SMAD protein complex
Molecular function (GO): DNA-binding transcription factor activity, RNA polymerase II-specific; RNA polymerase II cis-regulatory region sequence-specific DNA binding; I-SMAD binding
Source: RefSeq, a predicted model, not a curated record